GGAUACGUAGGUUACUUCCCGCCAAACCUCAAAACCCUAGCCUCCAUUCUUUCCUCUCCUUGAACAGUUAACCACCCCGCACCCCCCCUGUCUCCCUCUCUCCACCAAUACCUCCUAACCCUAGACAUGGAACCUCGGGCAGUGAAAUCAAACCUAGUCCUGAUCUUAGACUACGGUUCCCAAUACACCCACCUCAUCACACGCCGUAUCCGAAGCCUCUCAGUCUUCUCACUCUGCAUCUCCGGCACAUCCUCUCUCAAAUCCAUCACCGACCUAGACCCAACUGUGAUUAUCCUCUCCGGUGGUCCACACUCCGUCCACGCCGCGAACGCUCCUUGUUUCCCUACUGGGUUCGUCGAGUACGUCGAGUCCAAGGGCGUGUAUGUUUUGGGCAUAUGCUAUGGAUUACAAUUGAUUGUGGAGAGACUUGGCGGUGAAGUGAGGGUUGGUGAGGAACAGGAGUAUGGGAGGAUGGAAAUUGAGGUUGAGAAGUCCUGUGGUUUGUUUGCGAACAAAGAGGUUGGUGCUAGGCAGGUUGUGUGGAUGAGUCACGGUGAUGAGGCUAAGAAGUUGCCGGAUGGGUUUGAAGUGGUGGCUAGGAGUCAGCAGGGUUCGGUGGCUGCGUUGGAGAAUCGAGCAAGAAGGUUUUAUGGGCUUCAGUAUCAUCCUGAGUUGAUGGAGGCACCAGGUGCAUGGAAGAUAGCUUGGGCAGUGCUAAGGCGCAAGGUGAUCAAGUUGACAGCUGGGCGAGGGCACUGGCUGGGAUCAGCGAGGGCCUUGACUAUCCUGGGCAAGGGCCCUUGGGCGCCUGCUGGCCUACCCCCCCUCCCUUUUUUUUUCUCCUUAGGCAACGCCUCUUUUUUUUUUCUUGGGCGACACCCAGGAGGAGACUAG
This is a messenger RNA of Ilex paraguariensis (yerba mate), 894 nucleotides long. NCBI's taxonomy places the organism in Eukaryota, Viridiplantae, Streptophyta, Magnoliopsida, Aquifoliales, Aquifoliaceae. The record is from the annotation of a GenBank genome assembly.